This is a messenger RNA of Penicillium odoratum, 2478 nucleotides long. RefSeq names its product potassium ion transporter. The transcript is spliced from 2 exons. NCBI's taxonomy places the organism in Eukaryota, Fungi, Ascomycota, Eurotiomycetes, Eurotiales, Aspergillaceae. Bases 1 to 2478 code for a protein of 825 amino acids. Gene Ontology annotation, molecular function: high-affinity potassium ion transmembrane transporter activity. Gene Ontology annotation, biological process: intracellular potassium ion homeostasis; potassium ion import across plasma membrane. Gene Ontology annotation, cellular component: plasma membrane. The record is from RefSeq and is a predicted model, not a curated record.
AUGUUCUCGGCCUUUAUCCGCCGGGUCAACGCCAUCAAAAAGCGCAUCCCGAUCCUAAACAAACUACAGCUCAACUUUAUUCUGAUCCACUAUAUUUAUAUCAUUUCCUGGAUUAUCCUUGGCUCCAUUAUUCUCUAUGCCGGCGGGAAUAUUCGCUAUAUCGAUGCCCUCUUCUUGUCGUCCGGCUCCAGUACCCAGAGCGGUUUGAACUCCGUUAACCUAAACGAACUAUACCUUUACCAGCAAAUCAUCUUAUGGUUGAUUACAUGUCUCUGCACUCCGAUUUUCAUCAACGGCGCUCUCGUCUUCGUUCGUCUAUAUUGGUUUGAGAAGCGGUUCCAGCAUGUGGUCCGGGAUGCGCGUGCACUGCGCAGCACCCGCUCGCGUAUGGAAACUGUGACCCGAGGGAAGGAUAGUCAGGAUAUCAAUCGGGCGGAGCUUGGCGUUAGUGGCCGGUCGAUAGUGGUGAUUCGCAAUGACUCUGGAGAUGCACGGGAGAGGCGUCUACCAGAUCCCGCCUCCGGCCAACUUGACGGGUCAUCGGACUCUGAUUCCCCCGAGACCAAGGAGACUACGGAUAAAUCCACCUCUGAAAACACGGACAACGAUAUCGGAAGUCGGUUCGGGCUGACUAACUUGCGAUUGCCCACCCAGCUGAGCCCGGAGCAUCACAUCGCGUUCGUCGAAAACCAACGGAAGAACAAAGGUGCUCUGCGUAUUCCCAGUCCUCGCGAGUAUGAUCGCGGUGGCGUUCCUGAAGCAUUAGAGGAUGGGGAUGGAGAUGAGGCUGGGAAUGAACACGCCAACGAGCCUUUCAGUCCUCAAUCUGAGAGGGGAAGCUCUCCACCCUCGGAGGAUGACCAGGUUCCUCCUAUGGAAGGCCAGCAUAUCACGAUCAAUGAGCCCGACUUUACUCGUAAUCGUACGCGUGCUAGCACAUUCGCCCGCUUGGAUACACGACCAACCAUGCGUGACACAAUGACGAAAGAUGUGAACGACACGAACGACGAUGAUGGGCUUGGCCCGUCCACCACAAGGCACACUGUCCGAGGAAUUUGGCGCUCUAUCACGCAGGAAAGAGAGCGUCCUACCCAGCCUUAUCUCAGUUGGAACGCCACUGUGGCCCGAAACUCGAAUUUCGUCGAUCUGACCGAGGAGCAACGUGACGAGCUGGGCGGCAUUGAGUACCGCGCUCUCAAGACUCUCGCAGUUGUGCUGAUCUCCUACUAUGUUGGCUUCCACCUUCUUGGACUGAUUAGUAUGAUCGGGUGGAUCAUGACAGAGGACAAAUGGGGUGACGUCGUCAGGGCAGACGGUAUUGGACGCCCUUGGUGGGGAAUUUUCACCGCUGCCUCGGCGUUCAACGAUCUUGGCUUCACCCUCACGCCUGAUUCCAUGUACUCGUUUUCAACUGCCAUCUUCCCUUUGCUCCUUCUGGCGUAUUUGAUCAUUAUUGGUAACACGGGAUUCCCUUGUAUGUUGCGAUUGAUGAUUUGGAUAUUGUCAAAGUUCACACGUCACGGAACUGCUCUCUGGGAAGAGCUGAAGUUCCUGCUUGACCACCCCCGUCGUUGCUUUACCCUUCUCUUCCCCCGCAAUGCCACUUGGUGGCUUUUUGCAAUUCUCAUGGCUCUGAAUUGUAUUGAUGUGAUCUUUUAUAUUAUUUUGGAUUUAAACGAUUCCACAGUUACCCAGUACUCGCCCGGAAUCCGGGUUCUUGAUGGUUUCUUCCAAGCGGCAUCUACUCGAACGGCCGGUUUUGGAAUUGUCAGCCUUUCCGACUUGCACCCCGCCAUCCAGGUCUCCUACCUAAUCAUGAUGUAUAUUUCCGUGUUCCCGAUUGCCAUCUCCCUGCGUCGUACAAAUGUGUAUGAAGAAAAGAGUCUGGGUCUGUAUGGUGGCAGUGAAGAAGACGAGGAUGAAGAAAACCAAACGGCCCCCAGUUACAUUGGUGCUCACUUGCGACGCCAGCUGAGUUUCGACUUGUGGUACGUUUUCUUGGGAUUGUUCAUCAUCUCCAUCGCCGAAGGUGGCCGUCUCCAAAGCACAGAUGACUACAGCUUCCAACUCUUCACUGUCUUAUUUGAGGUCGUGUCCGCCUAUGGUACUGUCGGUUUGUCAUUCGGCUAUCCUGGCGUUGAUACUUCAUUCUCGGGCCAGUUCAACGUCGUCUCCAAGCUGGUCAUCAUUGCCAUGCAGAUCCGUGGCCGUCAUCGUGGUUUGCCUUACGCCCUUGACCGAGCCGUCCUGCUGCCCUCUGACGCUCUCAACCGCCAUGAAGCCGAAGACUCCGAACGCCGCAUGCGCCGUCGUGCUUCCAAUCUCAGUGGAGCCGAGUCCUUCGGUCGUCCGUCCCGCACUUUCUCCCAAUCCCGUCCAGAUGCAGGCAUGGCUUCUGGCUUGGAAUCGCGUGACUGGCAGCCCAGCAACGGCGAUGCCCUCACCCAUCGCUCGGCGACCAUCCGCUCCAAUCGCUAG